Molecule: messenger RNA, 891 nt
Organism: Cheilinus undulatus (humphead wrasse)
Lineage: Eukaryota; Metazoa; Chordata; Actinopteri; Labriformes; Labridae
Gene: tnfrsf18
Product: tumor necrosis factor receptor superfamily, member 18
Exons: 7
Coding region: 1-807 (268 amino acids)
Biological process (GO): TRIF-dependent toll-like receptor signaling pathway; CD40 signaling pathway; positive regulation of angiogenesis
Cellular component (GO): external side of plasma membrane; CD40 receptor complex
Molecular function (GO): antigen binding; CD154 receptor binding
Source: RefSeq, a predicted model, not a curated record
AUGACUUGUCCGAGCCUCUCGCUGUUGUGUCUGUGUGUGUGGAUUAUCUGGACUUCGCAGUAUGCUGCAGGCUGUGGAGAGCGACAGCGGAAGGUGGUCGGUCAAUGCUGUGACCUGUGCCCCCCUGGGAAAUACAUGAAAAAGCCCUGCUCAGAGCACCACCAGACUGAGUGCAGCUCCUGUGCUGAGGGCUCCUUCUCAGAUCAGUAUCACUUCUUUGACACUUGUGAGGAGUGUAAGUCAUGCCAAGAAUAUGCUCAAAAAUGUACGCCAACCACAAAUGCAAACUGCUCUUGCCGUCCUGGCUUCCUGUGCUCCAACAAUGUCUGCUCAAAGUGUGAGGAAAAUAAAUGCGUCAUGGGUGAGAGACUGAACAGGACAGGAUUGAUUGGGUAUUCAUACCAUUGUGAGCCUUUAUGCCCUGACGCUCAGUAUUUUGAUGUGAAGAAGAACAUCUGCAAGAAACGGACAGAGUGCAGUUUACUUGGCUUUCCUGAGCUUUUUCCAGGCAACAAAACCCAUGACUCUGUUUGUGAUAGAGGUGAGAGGACAUAUGGAGAGUUGAUUCAUGUCAUCCUUGGCCUUGGGUUUGUUUUGAUUUCUCUAAUUCUUCUUGGGCUCCUGUCUUAUGCCUGCAUAAAGAAUCUGAGGAAGUAUAAACCCGCUGAUAAACCUGAACCCGUCCCCAGCUCCAUCUGUGACUUUCACCUGUCUAAGGAGGAGAGCGGAUUCCAGCUUAUCAUCCAGGAUAAAUCUGAGAACAACAGUUUGUGUGACUCAUACGUGGACAAGGUCACUUCUUUCUGACAUCAAGUCUAAGAUGAAACUAGGAGUCUGUUUAACCUCAAACUGGACCAUAAUACUGAAAAGUAAUUAAGUAUCUAAGCUUUA